AUGAAACAUCUCUCAGCACUGCAGAAACCCAGAAAAACUGUGGCAACAAAUUGGCAUACAACAGGUGUGUACAGUCUAGAAAGAGGAACUAGUGUCACAUGUGUUAAUUGCAUGAGUGCAAAUGGUUUCUUCGUCCCUCCGUUUCUGAUCUUCAAACGAAAGCGCAUAAAGGAAAACCUCAAAACUGGUACCCCUCGCUGGAACAAAAUUUUCAGUGCAGAAAAAGGCUGGAUGGAUAAGGACACUUCCCGCUUAUGGCUUGAGCACUUCAUUAAAUACGUUAAAUCUUCAAAGGAUGCACCUGUCCUUCUUGUCCUUGAUGUGCACAUAAGUCACACAAGGAAUCUUCGAGCAACUGAAAUUUCCACUCAACAUGGAGUACUGAUGCUCCCUCUUCCACUGCACUGCAGUCAUCGCAUGCAGCCGCUUGACUUGACAUAUUUCAAGCCCUUUUCUGCAUACUUCAAUCAAGCUGCAAAUAGAUUCAUGAGAACUCAUCCUGGAUCAAGUAUUCAGACAGGGAACAUUACUGGACUGCUUGCAGAGGCUCUCAGCCAAGCUUCAGUGAUGGGCACAGCUUUGAAUAGCUUGCCGUCAUAUUUUCUCUACAAAUAUUAG
Messenger RNA from Octopus bimaculoides (California two-spot octopus), 618 nucleotides. RefSeq lists its product as uncharacterized. NCBI's taxonomy places the organism in Eukaryota, Metazoa, Mollusca, Cephalopoda, Octopoda, Octopodidae. Gene Ontology annotation, cellular component: nucleus. The record is from RefSeq and is a predicted model, not a curated record. Gene Ontology annotation, molecular function: DNA binding.